This is a messenger RNA of Myotis daubentonii (Daubenton's bat), 7865 nucleotides long. RefSeq names its product serpin family C member 1 (gene SERPINC1). Gene Ontology annotation, molecular function: serine-type endopeptidase inhibitor activity. Lineage: Eukaryota; Metazoa; Chordata; Mammalia; Chiroptera; Vespertilionidae. The transcript is spliced from 8 exons. The record is from RefSeq and is a predicted model, not a curated record. Bases 184 to 1581 code for a protein of 465 amino acids. Gene Ontology annotation, biological process: regulation of blood coagulation.
GAGAAUGUAUGGAUGAGAGAGGUGGGCCUUGCUUUCCCUGCACCGAACUGAACUUUAAAACUUCUCUACCCCUCCCCCACCCUGGCCUCUGGAACCUCGGCUUUAGAGGAAAGAGCCAGUUUUCAGAGGGAUCACCUCGGUCACACUACCUCCACCUGCCCAGCCUGUGGAAGAUUAGCGACCAUGUUUUCCAGUGGGCUAGGAACUGCGGCUGCUGGAAGAAGGAGUGUGUGUCUUCUCUCCUUGCUGCUCCUUGGCCUCUGGGGCUGUGUGACCUGUCACUGGAGCCCUGUGGAGGACAUCUGCACAGCCAAGCCGCGGGACAUCCCUGUGAAUCCCAUGUGCAUUUACCGAACCCCAGAGAAGAAGGCCCCUGAGGAGGAGGGCUCAGACCAGAAGAUCCCCGAGGCCACCAACCGGCGGGUCUGGGAACUGUCCAAGGCCAAUUCCCGCUUUGCCACUGCCUUCUAUCAGCAUCUGGCGGACUCCAAGAAUGAAAAUGACAACAUUUUCCUGUCGCCCCUGAGUAUCUCCACAGCUUUUGCUAUGACCAAGCUGGGAGCCUGUGACAACACCCUCAAGGAGCUGAUGGAGGUUUUUAAGUUUGAUACUAUCUCCGAGAAAACAUCGGACCAGAUCCACUUCUUCUUUGCCAAACUGAACUGCCGACUCUAUCGGAAAGCCAACAAAUCCUCUGAGUUGGUAUCAGCCAAUCGCCUCUUUGGAGACAAAUCCCUUACUUUCAAUGAAACCUACCAGGACAUCAGUGAGGUGGUAUAUGGAGCCAAGCUCCAGCCCCUGGACUUCAAGGAAAAUCCAGAACCAUCCAGAGUGACCAUCAACCAGUGGAUAUCCAAUAAGACCGAAGGACGUAUCACUGAUGUCAUUCCCCAGGAUGCUAUUAAUGAGUUCACUGUCCUGGUGCUGGUUAACACCAUUUACUUCAAGGGCCUAUGGAAGUCGAAGUUCAGCUCUGAGAACACAAGGUUAGAACCUUUCUACAAGGCCGAUGGGCAGUCGUGCUCGGCAUCCAUGAUGUACCAGGAGGGCAAGUUCCGCUAUCGGCGCGUGGCAGAAGGCACCCAGGUGCUCGAGUUGCCUUUCAAGGGUGAUGACAUCACCAUGGUGCUCAUCCUGCCCCAGCGUGAGAAGAGCCUGGCCAAGGUGGAGCAGCAGCUCAGCCCGGAGGUGCUGCAGGAGUGGCUGGAUGAGCUGGCGGAGACAAUGCUGGUGGUCCACAUGCCCCGCUUCCGCAUCGAGGACAGCUUCAGUGUGAAGGAGAAGCUGCAGGACAUGGGCCUUGUGGACCUGUUCAGUCCGGAGAAAUCCAAGCUCCCGGGUAUUGUUGCCGGAGGCCGUGACGACCUCUUCGUCUCAGACGCAUUCCAUAAGGCAUUUCUUGAGGUGAAUGAGGAAGGCAGUGAAGCAGCAGCUAGUACCGCCAUCGUGAUUGCUGGCCGUUCGCUGAACCCCAACAGAGUGAUCUUCAAGGCCAACAGGCCCUUCCUGGUUCUUAUAAGGGAAGUUGCUCUGAACACUAUCAUCUUCAUGGGCAGAGUAGCCAACCCUUGUGUGAACUAGAGGGUUCUUAUUCCUUGCACUUCCUCCUAUUUGGUUUGUGAACAGAGGUAAAAAUAAAUACAAUUACUCCCAUCUCACCAGUAUGAAUGGACAUUGCCACCUGAAAUAAAGACAAGGAAGGGAGAAACUGCUAGACAUGCUAUUGGGCAUUUGGUAAAAUGAUGAUUUUUACUUGCUACCAGUGAACACAUCUGGGUAAAGGAAGUGAAGGAUAUGUGACUGCAUUAUCCUGAAUGGUGGUAGGCAUCCCGGAAGGGCAGGGGGGCUUGAUAUCUCGGUAUUCCCACUUUACAAAAAAAUCCCCCAUUUUAAAACGCGUUAAUCUCUAUGUACAGAAAAACAGAGACUCAAAUCUGAGUAUUAAACCAUUUAAUUCUCAAACCACUCACAUGCAUAAUGUUCUUUUACACAGUGUUAAAAUAAAGAGGAAAAUGUAUCUUUAUACAGAUUUUCAAGUAUACAUUAAUAGACUUUUCAGAUUACUAACCAAGUUGCUAAGAUUUCAUUCACAUUGUUCUUAAAGCUGUCCAACGAGAAAGCUUUUGCUAAGCUGCUUUAAAUAUGUUUAUAUAAACCCAUCUCUUCACUCUUUCUCAGAAUCUCCCGCCCCCAACCCCAGUCUCCGCCCACCCUCCUGCCCUCCCCCCUCCCCGACACAACAGGGCUCCUGGGCUCUAGGAGGCAUGCAACCCACCAAGAAAGAUUGGCUUGUCAUCAGGGGAAGGACAGAACCUACAGGAGGAGAGACUGAGCACACCUAUCAAAUUAAGGGCUGAGAUUAGAAAUGACACAAGUCAGACUCAUUUUAUAGCCUUUGUAUUUUCACUUGACUUUCUAAUGAAAAAAAUCUCAGCCUCCCACAAAACAACCCAGAAAUUUCUGAUAGUUUGGUAACUGAGAAAAUAACUUAAUAUUGACUUCCCCAGUGAAACUUUUAAAAUCAGAGUAGGCAUUUUGAACUUUUUCAUUUUGGUUGUUUCAUUUUCCCUUUGGCUGGGGGUGGGAGCGACUUAAAAAAGGAUGUUAUUAUUUGUUUACAUUAAGGAAUUUGGUUAAUUUCACAGGGUCUGGCAAAAGAGUUCUCCCUCCUCAACUCUCCUCCUGAAGUAAUCUGGCUUUAGGGCUGGAAACAGCCACUCUCCUUAGGAAUUAAAGUGCAUUUUUUUCAGUAAAAGGGGUGUGUGUGGGGGGGUGGUUUACGCUUAAGUGAUAAUGAUUAAAAGAGGGUGGGGUGAGAGGAAAUCCUAUUCCUAUAUAUAGGUAUUUAUAAUUAAGGUCAUAAUAAAGAUCAAUACUCUCUAAGGAAAUAAGAUGCGCAAACCAGCCCAGCACCCUCUGAGGUGCAAGGGCGCUAGCCUGGCUCACUGACUUGUCUGAGGCAUCUUUAAGCGACCUGGAGUAAUCGCUGCAGAUGAAAGACACAAACUGCAAGGGUUAGUUUUUUCAAAGGGAAAAAACAGACUGGUAGGUUCUUAUAGUUAAAAACUACCUCAUUCCCUUUCAGGGAUAACAGCAUUUUAGAAACUGAUUGUCUGUUUUCAUAUGAAUCCUUGAUUAACAAGUUGUGAAAAAAUGUUAGAUAAGUUCAUUGCUUACAAAUAUUAUGGUAGCCUUUAAAAACUCAGGUGGAGGGGGCAUUGUAGGUGCUUGCUAUCAAUCAGUAUCAGCCGAGAGGAAGUGACACUUCCCUGUAAUCUCCUUAUUUGAUAGCUACCACUGACUAUUUUCCUUUAAAUGCUUUACUAUUUCUUGGGGGACAAUCCCAAGAGUUUUCCAAAGAGAACUAAGUGCUACAUUAUUAGCUGUACGCAGAAGUGGUGGGCUCAAAAUGAGGGGGAAUUGUCCUGGAGUCUGGCCUCUGAGUCCAGUGUGAUCUGCUUUUCACAGUGACCAGUGGGAAGGCACAAUGCCAGGGACAGUGGGUGGGACAGUGUCACCCACCGGAUAAGCACCAUAGAGAACAGAUUUCUUUCGACCACGUCCAUCUGACAGAAAUCGAGUUUUGGCUACAUGACUCUUCUGUCUGAACCCUCGGUCUUCUCUCCUUCUCUUCCAAUGUACUUUCCCCUUUCCUCACAUAUGCUGAACUGCCCUAAACUGAGAGUUCUGGUUUUCAGAUUUCUGAAAGGAGGAGCUCUUGGUUCCUGACUGAACUGGCAGUUCUCUUUAAGGUCUGCCAUGAGAUCACACAAAAAAAAUGCAACAGGCUCAACCUGUGAACACAGACCACAGCAGAUGAAAAGUGAGUGGCUGGGACAGAACACAUUGCUUCUGCCUAGAGUUUGGGAAUGUCUUUCUUUUGUUGAGAGGAGGGAUAGGGCAGGUGAUGUAACUGUGGUCAGACUAGCCUCUGGUUAGCUGCUUCCAAAAGGACUUCUUAGAGGUUUCAAGCUGACCCAGGAGGGCAGAAGAACCUGACAGAACUUCACAGUCCUGAUAGGGAAUGUUUCGUUUCUUGCUUAAAAUUUAGUACAAGUUUAUACAUAUAUAUUUACCAUCACUUCCCCAUCCUUUUCCACUCUCCCCACUCCCAAUCUUAAAAUCCAGUGCGGCGUGAUUUGCAUAAAGUCCAACAACAUUUCACAGUACUCCACAAUGCUCUUCAGUAGGAGAACCCGUGGGCCACUCUCCCGAUGCAUACAAGUCCCAAAGCUGCCGCUUUCCAAUUCCACCCAGAAUCAGGAAGCCUUCACACGUUUUCUAAGGCAUAGGAGGCAUUUUCUCUAAGUGACACUGCAGCAUUUGCAUGCUAAGCAAAUAGCCAGGCCUUAAUGUUACUGUAAUGAAAUUUCAUAGCCUGAUGCUAAUUCAGUCCUCUGCACGAACCAGUCUUUCCUUUUUGACCCACUAUUUCUUCUCAAACAUACCAGCUACUUGAAAUUUAAAUGAUCAGUUAUUUGUAGGCAAUAUAUGAACGAAUUUCUAUGGUGCCCAGAAUUCUCUCAGGAGAGAGUCCGCUAUGUCUGAACCUGCUCUGAAACACAAAUUUCUUUCAUGAAUUAGAAAUCACUGGGUAGUUCCUUAGUUAGAACAGUGGCUCUCACUUUUUAUGGGAAAUCAAACAGUUCUCCCCUUCCAUUACCAUGUGUGAGGUUGCCAUGGCAGGUAUCUUUACUACGUGGGGUGGAAAGAAGGAAAGAUAUGAAACUUCAUUUGGGAAUUACUGGAUUAGGUCUUUGACAUCCUGGAACAAAGAUGCUAAAAUGACUAUUUCACAUUUCUUAUAAAAUUCAGAAACAUUUAAGCCUUAGCUAGUGCAUUUCAUUCACAAAGAAGGAAAAAUGAAAGUCACUUUACAUAAAAAUCCCACAUAGAAGACAGCUAAGAGACAACUGAAUGCAUCACCCCAGAAAGGAGCCUUUCCUCUCCACUGAUUUAACAAUGCUUUUCAGUUACUUUACAAAGAGAGGUCUCCCUGGGUGGCGUGGCUUGGCUCUUUUAAUAAGGUCAAGGGCUCUAUUUUCGUAGCAGAACUGAGAAACCUCCAAUCAAACCACCUAUGUAAAGUGGGUUCUAGAAACCAGACUUUGAAAAUAUGCUUUGUUUACUUAUGCAGCCUUUGUAUCUGGUAUAGAGAGGAAAUGGAAUGGAUGGCAACAUCUCUCUCCAGAAUGACUCUGAGGACAAAUGGACAAUCUAUUGUAAAACCUGAGUCUUGGCCCACCCACCAUAAGCUUAAACUCAGAGCCAAUAAAGGUAUCUGAUGAGGGAGGUCUAUGGGCCAAGGUCAACUGGCUCUGAACUAGAAAGCAGUAAGGCCAGUGUUCACCCAAGUCACAGGGAAGAAAGGGAAGACUCCAUGCUUCCUCCCAAUUCACAGAUUUAACAUGCCUCAAAGGAAAGAUCUAGGCGUUUCUCACUGUUGUGUUUGUUCUGUUUUUAAGUAAAUCACUUUAGCUGUACUGGCUGCACCAUCAACAGUAAAUUAUUGACUUUAGGUAAGACUGUACCUUAAGCAUGUGGUAUAGCAAAACAGCUGGGGACUGGCCUAGGACAGAAUCUGGGCACAAACAAAAGACAAGCCAGAGGUGAGAAUUUUCCUAAGCAGGAGCUAAUUCCUGAGUCCAGGAUAUCAGCCUGGCUUAUACACUGACAAUUAUUUUACAGUUAUACAAAAAAUAGCUGUGGUGAAUAGAUUCACAUUGAUUUUACUGCCUCAUCUACAGGAUUCAUACUGUACUCAGGCAGAGGUUACUCUGCAUCAGUUGUCACCUAUGAGUAAUGCUUGUCUCAUUAUUUGGAAUUUCACACUGUUGGUAUCAUCGCUUGUCCUACCCAGUUACUGGAUAAAUGAAUAUUUAUUAGCUUGUACCUGAAACAAAGAAGCCAACCUCUCAAAAUAUGAAAGUGGAUCACUCUGUCUCAUCUUCACUCCUCAUCAGACAUUAGGACUAGCCAGUGCAUUAGAAAGAAAAGGCGGAAGCAUUCCAGGGUACCUAUUAAAGGGCCAGUGGUCCUUCCCCAGCUGUAACAGAUGUUCCAAGGGGAGGUGACCUGAUGUGGCUCAGUGUGCCAGUGUUCCAAACAGCCAGUCAGUUGAGUGCUACAGCUGGACUUCCAGAUUAGGUGGCCUGCCUAGUGGCAUUUUACUACUAAAACUACAUUAUCUGACACCCACAACAUUCAAGCGAGGCGUCCUGACUAUUGUAACAGUAUCGGCAUUAAAAACAGGAACAUCACUCUUUGAAGUGACAAAAAAGCAAAACAGGCCACCCAGAAAUCCAUGUCAUCCUCACCUCUAUGUCAAGAUAUUGGCAGAAGGCUUGUUACCAGGAACAUAUGGUUUUUAUUCCAGUCCCCCCCAAAAUGGACCGCAAAUGGCAACUGAAAACAACAACAAUGCAGGAUUCAAAUACAUUUUUCACAUCAUUAAAAGGAGUGGGGUGCAUCUUUGAAAACAACAGAAAGGCUCCACUUCCACUGACUACUCUUGCCAAAUAGAAGCCAGCGGAUAAAAGCACUAACCCCAAGUGUUCCGACACUUUGAUCUGGGCACCAAAACAAACAUUAACAUCUAACUUGACAAGGAGAACUGGAUCCGGCAGCCUCUGUAUCUUGGGUUUGGCUUUCCUUUGCUUGCUACAGAAAGCUACACUCUUUCUUCAGCCAAGUGCUCAGAGGUAGAGGAGCUGAAGUGAGUACAAGAGAGAAUGGGGGGGCAUUGGCUGAGGAAUCCAGCCUCCUGCGGAAGGGGUUGCAGGGCAACCUUGGAAUAUGCUCAGUCUUUAAUGGGAGGUAGUGUACACUGACUCAUCUGCCUUCAUCAGACACCUUUUUCUCAUAUACACACAUGAAGUCACAUACACGGAGCUGGCCACUCACAACAAUAUUGCAACGUGCAGCAGCAGCACGCCUAUCCUAACAGCUGCUUUCAGUCUCAGUUUUAUACUGUACCCCAGCUCUUCUCAGGCAGAUGCAAGCCAAAUCGGUUACUCUGAGGUCCCUCCUUUGCCAGGCUUUUAAACAUACAUUUCACUUUAGCACCUACAACUUUAUCUCUGAAGAAUAGCUGCACUAAGUGGGUGCAAUGUGUUAUAACAUCUUUAUAAAUAGAAAGUGCGAGAAAUCAUUUCUUAGCCAAAAUACUAACAAAGCAACAAAAAGCUCUCAUAGCCUACUGUGCCAAGAAUGAGAUUUUUAGAAUCAAUGAUACAACUAACAAAAUGCUUCUAAUGCUACCAAGGCCUAGUGGACGAGUAAAUAUUUAUAAACAUACAUUUAUGAAAAAAGAUAUUAAGAAAAUAGCCAAACUUCCCACAAGUUAUUUGCAUGAACUCUCUUUAGUAUACCACUCUGUGUUCAAUGCACAUGCAUAUACAAGUGAAUUAUAUUAGUGUUAUUUUUAUUGGGCCAGUUUUCCAAAAAGAAAACAGGCUCAUUUUUUUAAAACUUCAAGUUACAUGAUUUAAAAUCAUUUUUGUAAAAAUAUUACGAAUACCAUAAAAAUUCUAAAAUCUCUACUGUCUUGCUGACAGCCAUUCUAGAGGUGAUUUGUCACACUUAGCGUCCUCUGUUUCAGCAUCGUGGCUUUCAGAGGAAACACAUCUUAAGCUCUGUUCCCUGUGUUGUAAUUCUGUUUUCGCAGUGGUUCUUAAAGAACCACUAGAGUUAGGAUUCUGUUACCUUAUGGGAAAAACAAUAGAUCACCUUCUCUUGACAUAAAUAUCUACUUUAAGAUGCAGCUACCAGCAGAAAUCUAAACCCUAAAGGAAUUUCUACUCACUCAGGUUGUUGUGAUUGGCUUGAUUUGGUCUAGACUUGUGAUGCUGAAAAAAAAGAACAAA